AUGGCUUCGUUUUGUGAAACCCCCGAGCCUGGAGACCUGAUUGAGAUUUUUCACUUUGGCUACAAGGAUUGGGCCAUCUACGUGGGAGAUGGUUAUGUGAUCCAUCUGGCUCCUCCAAGUGAGUUCCUCAGAUUUGGUUCCUCCAAAAUGUUCACAUUUCUGAGCCGCAAGGCUGUGGUGGCAAAGGAUCCCCUGGAGGAUGUGACGUGGGGCUGCUUUUACCGGGUCAACAACCGCUUGGACCAUCAGUACCGGCCACGGCCUAUUGAUGAGAUCAUCAGUUCUGCAAAGAAGAUGAUUGGUGACAAGAAGACGUACAAAGUUUUAUGUGAGAACAGCGAGGACUUUGUCACUGAUCUGAGAUAUGGCUGGCCCCGCUGCAAGUUGGUAAGGCCUCAUUGGUGGAUCCAGGUUGUGGUGAAACAGGAGCCUCUGAAGGAAGUAGUGAAGGAAGACGAGUACUGGGUCAGCAACUACUUGGACUGUAAGUACAAACCUCGGCCUGUUGAUGAGAUUAUCAGUUUGGCGAAGAAGACAAUUGGUAAGAAGGUGAAGUACAACCUUCUGUGUUGCAACUGUGAGCACUUUGCCACGGAACUGAGAUAUGGCAGGCGCCACAGCAACCAGCAACUCUCCCCACUGGAUAAAGCCAUCCUCCAGAGGGCUCACCAUGGCUACCACCAUUCUGGCCCAGAGGAGAGGUGA
This is a messenger RNA of Loxodonta africana (African savanna elephant), 705 nucleotides long. Its product is annotated as phospholipase A and acyltransferase 4-like. The record is from RefSeq and is a predicted model, not a curated record. Gene Ontology annotation, cellular component: cytoplasm. The transcript has 5 exons. Bases 1 to 705 code for a protein of 234 amino acids. Gene Ontology annotation, biological process: N-acylphosphatidylethanolamine metabolic process. NCBI's taxonomy places the organism in Eukaryota, Metazoa, Chordata, Mammalia, Proboscidea, Elephantidae. Gene Ontology annotation, molecular function: glycerophospholipid phospholipase A1 activity; A2-type glycerophospholipase activity.